GGGGCGCUGACAUGCGGCGAGGCCCGGGCGGUGGCGGCAGCGUUGGCGGCGGCGGCGCGAACGGCGGGCACCGGAGCAGAGCUAGCAGCCGAGCGGGUGGCAUCCCGGGUCGGGCUCACGGAGGGCGGCGGAGGUGCGGCCCGAAGCCAUGGUGAUCAUGUCGGAGUUCAGUGCGGUCCCCUCAGGCACUGGCCAGGGCCAGCAGAAGCCCCUCCGGGUGGGCUUUUACGACGUGGAACGGACCCUGGGCAAAGGCAAUUUUGCAGUGGUUAAGCUGGCGCGGCACCGAGUCACCAAAACGCAGGUUGCAAUAAAAAUAAUUGACAAGACACGGUUAGAUUCUAGCAAUCUGGAGAAGAUCUACCGGGAGGUCCAGCUCAUGAAACUUUUGAACCACCCAAAUAUCAUCAAGCUUUAUCAGGUUAUGGAGACAAAGGAUAUGCUCUACAUUGUCACAGAAUUUGCAAAAAAUGGAGAAAUGUUUGAUUAUCUGACUUCCAACGGGCACUUGAGUGAAAACGAGGCUAGGCAGAAGUUCUGGCAGAUUCUGUCAGCCGUGGAGUACUGCCACAACCACCACAUUGUCCACCGGGACCUCAAGACGGAGAACCUGCUCCUGGACAGCAACAUGGAUAUCAAGCUAGCAGAUUUUGGAUUUGGGAAUUUCUACAAGCCAGGCGAGCCUCUGUCCACGUGGUGUGGGAGCCCCCCGUAUGCAGCCCCUGAAGUCUUCGAGGGGAAGGAGUACGAGGGUCCCCAGCUGGACGUCUGGAGCCUCGGUGUGGUGCUGUACGUCCUGGUCUGUGGCUCCCUCCCCUUCGACGGGCCCAACCUGCCUACGCUGAGACAGCGGGUACUGGAGGGCCGCUUCCGCAUCCCCUUCUUCAUGUCUCAAGACUGUGAGACGCUGAUCAGACGCAUGCUGGUCGUGGACCCCGCUAAGCGCAUCACCAUAGCCCAGAUCCGCCAGCACCGGUGGAUGCAGGCCGACCCCACUCUCCUGCAGCAGGAUGACCCUGCCUUCGACAUGCAAGGCUACACCUCCAACCUGGGCGACUACAACGAACAGGUGCUAGGGAUCAUGCAGGCCCUCGGCAUCGACCGGCAGCGGACUAUAGAGUCUCUGCAGAACAGCAGCUACAACCACUUUGCCGCCAUUUACUACCUCCUACUCGAGCGCCUCAAGGAGCAUCGAAGCGCCCAGCCCUCAUCCCGGCCCACCCCUGCACCCACCAGACAGCCCCAGCUCCGAAGCUCAGACCUCAGCAGUCUGGAGGUUCCUCAAGAAAUUCUCCCGUGUGACCCUUUCCGGCCCUCUCUGCUGUGCCCACAGCCCCAGGCCUUGGCUCAGUCUGUCCUGCAGGCUGAGAUAGACUGUGAUCUCCACAGCUCACUUCAGCCCUUAUUAUUCCCCCUGGAUACCAACUGCAGUGGAGUGUUCCGGCACCGAUCCAUCUCCCCCAGCAGUCUGCUGGACACAGCUAUCAGCGAGGAGGCCAGGCAGGGUCCCAGCCUAGAGGAGGAACAGGAGGUCCAGGAACCCCUGCCCGGAAGCACAGGCCGGAGGCACACAUUGGCUGAAGUCUCCACCCAUUUCUCCCCGCUCAACCCUCCUUGCAUAAUUGUCUCCUCCUCUGCCACGGCGAGUCCCUCGGAAGGGACCAGCUCCGACAGCUGCCUCCCCUUCUCUGCAAGUGAAGGUCCUGCAGGGCUUGGCAGUGGCCUGGCCACCCCAGGGCUGCUGGGCACCAGCUCUCCAGUCAGAUUGGCCUCGCCCUUCCUGGGAUCACAGUCAGCCACCCCUGUGCUCCAGACUCAGGCAGGUCUGGGCACAGCCGUCUUACCUCCCGUCAGCUUCCAGGAGGGACGGAGAGCGUCUGAUACCUCUCUCACUCAGGGGCUGAAGGCCUUCCGGCAGCAGCUGAGGAAAAAUGCGAGGACCAAGGGGUUCCUGGGACUGAACAAGAUCAAAGGGUUGGCUCGCCAGGUGUGCCAGUCCUCCGUCCGAACUCCCCGGGGAGGGAUGAGUACCUUCCACACCCCAGCCCCAAGCUCCGGCCUGCAAGGCUGCACGACCAGCAAUCGGGAGGGCAGGAGCCUACUUGAAGAGGUCCUGCACCAGCAGAGGCUGCUCCAGUUACAGCACCACUCUUCUACCGCCGCCGCCUCAUCUGGCUGCCAGCAGGGCCCCCAGCUGUCCCCGGUCCCCUAUGUGCUUGCUCCCUGUGACAGCCUCCUCGUGUCUGGAAUUCCACUGCUGCCAACACCCCUUCUCCAGGCUGGCAUGUCCCCUGUGGCGUCUGCUGCGCAUCUCCUGGAUACCCACUUGCACAUCAGUGCUGGCCCAGUGGCCCUCCCCACUGGGCCCCUGCCACAGUGCCUCACCAGGCUGUCCCCAGGCUGUGAUCCAGCUGGGCUGCCACAGGGGGACUGUGAGAUGGAGGACCUGACCUCUGGCCAGCGGGGGACAUUCGUCCUGGUACAGUGAGGGUGGCUCUGGCCCACAUCCCCCCAACCUCGCCACCUUCACCACCCCCCCCCAACCGUGGCCGAUUGACUCUUCCAAGCAAUAAUUUCGGAGUAUGUGAAGAUGGUUUCCGGACUCAAAAGCCAAGAACUUUCUAGACGUGAAACAAGCAAUACGUUUGGUGUAUGGGCUUUUUAGGAUUUUUGUUGUUGUUGUUUUUUGUUUUGUUUUCUCCUUGCACUGAGUGACCUCAAUGAUAAGUAGGGAAACUUUCUGAAGAAAAAUAAUAAUUGAGAGUAUGUCACGUGGGCGGGCGGACGGGAGGGAAGGGCAGUGGGGGGAGAGCGGCCUCCGAGGCGUGAUGAGCUGGGGCAUCCCUGAAGUGGGGGCAGCUCGUACUGUUGCUCAUGCCUGUGUAGUGGUUGGCGUUGUUUCAGGCUUGGGUUCACAGCUCUCCACUUCUGAAACGCGCAUGCUUUAGACAGAAACUGUGAACUCGCUGCUUUCUGUGUGGGUUUCAGAGUAGCCAAGGCUCAGCCCAGGGGAAGACAAACGGCAUGCAUUCUCGGGGUCUCCCGUCAGCCAGAAGACCGCCUUGUCGUGGUUCAGCUUGGGGGUUUUUGUAGCUGCUCAAGUCAGUGCGCCAGGCUUAUUCAGAGGCCUGGAAGGGAGGAAGUUCCUUCCGGCCUUGUACCUCGACUCUGCUGCUAAUUAUCAGAUUUUUAUGCAUUUCAUUAUCAGGGUCCCGCUAGAACACCUGACUUGGGGGAAUUGUGCAAUACCAAGGGGCUGUCGGCAUCUUGGUUAUGACUACCUUGCCCUUGGCCUGGGACCUUUCCUGGUAAAAGCCUGGCCCCCCCCCCAAGGCCUGGGCUCUGUCUGGCUUGCUUUCCAGGAGGAUCAUAAGUAUAGGUCAGUGUUUGUAAAGUUUCUUUUUAAAGCAAAUACUGUAUGUGUAUAUAAAUAGGAAACAGACACUACUUAUUUUUUUCUAUUUUGUAUACAUUUUUGUGUUUCUGGCUUAAAAAAACCUCCCUUGGUCACAUUAGGAAGUUGUCCCCAUGUUUGUGGUGAAAGGCCUGUAGGCUACCCACCUCCUGUACAGAGUAGAGGUGUCAGGGAAGAAGUGGCCCCACCUGACAGGUCUACCUGGGCAGGGAAGGCCCAGGCAACAGCCGUGCCAUCCAAACACCUCUGGAAGGAACCAGGGAUGUCAACCCUUCUGACUCGCGUCUGUCUCUCUGCCUCCCGGGCGACUUCCACCACCAAAUCUCACCGCAGCAGUAUUAACCUGAGGUCAUUAAGGGAGAGGAAAGGAGACACUUCAAAAGCCAAAGAUUGACCGAGUUACCUGAGGCCAGGAAGAGGCAGCGCCGAAACCUGAUGUCCCAGCGUGGUCCUCCGUGGGCCCCGUGGCCCAUCCUAUACCGCUUACUCUCCAGACAGGCGAAGGACCGACCAGUCUUCUGGGUUGGAACUGGUGCCCUCCACAGAACAAACCAAAAAGUGUCCCUCCUGCCGACUCACCUGAUGUGUGCAUCAGGGAAGCAAGCACUCAGUAUCCUAAGGCAGCCAGCCCUCAUCUCCCAUAGUUCCUGUCUGGAUACCACAGAUCAAAGGCCUGUGCACUGCUGUGUGUCAGAAUCGACAAGCACUUUACUUUCUGGCAGUUUUUGUGUCUUCUAGUUGCUAUCAACCCUCUGGGGGACAGUAACAUCAUGGUUUUUAGUUCUUGGGUUUUGGGGUUUUGUUUUUUGGGUUUUGUUUUUUUUUUUUUUUUUUUUUUUUUGGUGUGUGUGCUAUGUUUUUGUAGAUCCUCACGGCCCUGGACUGGACUGUAAUGGAAUCGCCUAUUUAAAGACACUACGUGAUCUCAGAUGUAUAUAAUGGUUUUGUUUUGUUUUCGUUUUUUUUUUUUUUUUUUUUACUAUGAUGGAAUCGUUUCAUUUCUCAUGUUAAUGUGAGAGACGUAUGCCAAAUGAUUAGUUGAUGUAUUUUUUUUAAUUUAAUAUUUAAAUAAAAUAUUUGGGGGGAAAUCUUGACUUACCCUUGGUUC
Mus musculus (house mouse) is the source of this 4523-nucleotide messenger RNA. It is a transcript of the gene Sik1, whose product is annotated as salt inducible kinase 1. Bases 149 to 2488 code for a protein of 779 amino acids. The record is from RefSeq and is marked validated. Gene Ontology annotation, molecular function: magnesium ion binding; protein serine kinase activity; 14-3-3 protein binding. The transcript has 14 exons. Gene Ontology annotation, biological process: positive regulation of anoikis; regulation of sodium ion transport; intracellular signal transduction. Gene Ontology annotation, cellular component: nucleus; cytoplasm. NCBI's taxonomy places the organism in Eukaryota, Metazoa, Chordata, Mammalia, Rodentia, Muridae.